AGAUCGCCACCAUCAUGGACACGAGUCGCAUGCAACCCAUUAAGCUGGCUAGGGUAACCAAAGUGCUGGGCAGGACUGGCGCGCAGGGACAGUGCACACAGGUGCGCGUGGCAUUUAUGGAUGACACCAGCCUCUCUAUCAUCCGAAACGUCAAAGGCCCUGUUCGAGAGGGUGAUGUGCUCACCCUGUUGGAGUCAGAAAGAGAGGCUGGAGGUUGCGCUGACCUUGCUGCUGGGUCCUGGAUAUCCAACACUUGGCCCACGAUGACCUGCAACUAUUAAAUAAAGCAUUUGUA
Messenger RNA from Onychomys torridus (southern grasshopper mouse), 295 nucleotides. RefSeq names its product 40S ribosomal protein S28-like. The transcript has a single exon. Gene Ontology annotation, biological process: maturation of SSU-rRNA; ribosomal small subunit assembly; translation. Gene Ontology annotation, molecular function: structural constituent of ribosome. The record is from RefSeq and is a predicted model, not a curated record. The coding region runs from base 15 to 281 and encodes 88 amino acids. Gene Ontology annotation, cellular component: cytosolic small ribosomal subunit; ribosome. NCBI's taxonomy places the organism in Eukaryota, Metazoa, Chordata, Mammalia, Rodentia, Cricetidae.